Homalodisca vitripennis (glassy-winged sharpshooter) is the source of this 384-nucleotide messenger RNA. Its product is annotated as RNA-binding protein 25-like. The record is from RefSeq and is a predicted model, not a curated record. The coding region runs from base 1 to 384 and encodes 127 amino acids. NCBI's taxonomy places the organism in Eukaryota, Metazoa, Arthropoda, Insecta, Hemiptera, Cicadellidae. The transcript has a single exon.
AUGUUAGAGGUGCACGAGUACGGGAUCAACUCUGUUUCCCUCCCAACUUGUAGCAGUAUUCUGACGCCCAGCGGACGCUGUGUUUGUUGCAGCAAUGAGAGGGCUCAGAGGUCACGGAUGCACGAGCGCGGGACCAGCGCCGAGAGACGUUACAAGCGCAGCCACCGUCGCUCUCCCACGUCCAGUAAUCACAGACGCCACCACACCAGCGCCGCCAAAUACCGGGAGCGUGAAAGGGAGCGCGACAGGGAGCGUGAGCAGGAGCAGCGAGAUCGAGAUAGGGAGCGAGAGCGGGAGCGUCACCACCACAAGCGACGGGAGGCGGAGGCCGCCAGACGGCGCAGUUACUCGUCCAGUCAGGUGAGUACUCCCCUUGUCCACUAG